Mangifera indica (mango) is the source of this 1600-nucleotide messenger RNA. Its product is annotated as chalcone synthase 2-like. NCBI's taxonomy places the organism in Eukaryota, Viridiplantae, Streptophyta, Magnoliopsida, Sapindales, Anacardiaceae. The transcript is spliced from 2 exons. Gene Ontology annotation, molecular function: acyltransferase activity, transferring groups other than amino-acyl groups. The record is from RefSeq and is a predicted model, not a curated record. The coding region runs from base 86 to 1279 and encodes 397 amino acids. Gene Ontology annotation, biological process: polyketide biosynthetic process.
CCUUCCUCUGUUUCCCCCAUCGCCUCCUAAAGCUUCUACUUCUUCCAAAUUUAGUUUUCGGUAUUUUUUUGAUUAAUUUAACCAAAUGGCAACUGUGUCUGUCGAGGAGAUUAUAAACGCCCAAAGGGCAAAGGGCCCUGCCACAAUCCUGGCCAUUGGCACCGCCACGCCGGCCAACUGUGUCUACCAGGCUGACUACCCUGACUACUAUUUCCGUAUUACUAAUAGCGAGCACAAGACUGAGCUGAAAGAGAAAUUCCAACGCAUGUGUGACAAGUCCAUGAUCAAGAAGCGCUACAUGCAUUUAACCGAAGACAUUUUGAAGGAAAACCCUAACAUGUGCGCCUACAUGGCACCGUCCCUCGAUGCUCGCCAGGACAUCGUGGUUGUGGAGGUUCCAAAGCUCGGCAAAGAAGCCGCAGUAAAAGCGAUCAAAGAAUGGGGACAACCCAAAUCAAAGAUUACCCACCUUAUCUUCUGCACAACCUCCGGCGUUGACAUGCCCGGUGCUGACUACCAACUCACCAAGAUCCUCGGUCUCCGUCCUUCCGUUAAGCGUUUCAUGAUGUACCAACAAGGCUGCUUCGCCGGCGGAAUGGUUCUCCGUUUCGCCAAGGACUUGGCUGAGAACAACAAGGGCGCCCGUGUUCUCGUCGUGUGUUCUGAGAUCACGGCCGUCACUUUCCGUGGCCCAAGUGAUAUCCACUUGGACUCAUUGGUCGGACAGGCACUUUUCGGAGACGGUGCAGGCGCACUGAUCGUCGGUUCCGAUCCCGAUACAUCUAUCGAGCGUCCGUUAUACCAAAUCAUUUCAGCUGCACAGACGAUUCUCCCUGAUUCCGACGGUGCAAUUGAUGGACAUCUGCGUGAAGUGGGUCUCACAUUCCAUUUGCUGAAAGAUGUUCCCGGGUUGAUCGCCAAAAACAUCGAGAAAAGCCUGGGUGAAGCAUUCACCCCAAUCGGCAUCAACGACUGGAACUCAAUUUUCUGGGUUGUUCACCCCGGUGGCCCCGCCAUUCUCGACCAAGUCGAGGCCAAACUCGGACUGAAAGAAGAAAAAAUGAGAGCAACCCGCCAAGUUCUUAGUGACUACGGUAACAUGUCAAGUGCAUGCGUUUUAUUCAUCCUGGAUGAGAUGAGAAAGAAGAGUAUCGAAGAAGGCAAGCCCACCACAGGUGAAGGCCUCGACUGGGGUGUUCUUUUCGGGUUCGGGCCGGGUCUCACCGUUGAAACUGUUGUUUUGCACAGUGUUCCUCUAGCUCCGGCAGCCGCCCACUAAAUAAAACAGCGAUCCCAUAUUACAUCAUCUCUGCUAUAUCCAUAAUAAAGAUAAUAGUGAUAAGUAGCAGCGAUGUGUGGUGGCGUUCUAGAGGUGAGACCUUUUCCGGGAUACUGGGUUUGAUUUUGCGUCGCUGUUUGAUUUGUAGGGGAAGAAGUUUUAGUUGGUGAAGUACAUGCAUGUGUAUUAAUUUGUUGUUGGUGAUCACGUGAAAUCUGGGUUUGGUUGGUGAAGUCAGCUCCUUCCGGUUCCAUAUAGGAUGACCAUAUAAAAAGUUCUGCUGGUUUUUCAUCUAAGAAUAAAUAAAUUGACCCUUUUUCC